AGUAAAUGACUCCAUCCUGUAAAAUUAAUUUCUUGAGAAAUGAAAUGGCUUGAGAUGCAUGUCUCCGUCUCUCUCUUCUUAAGCAGACGAAAAAAAUGUGAUCUUUCCUGUUCUAAUAGCAAAAUAAGUUAUUAUAUGGAGAUCAAUUCUGCUUGUUAUGUUUUAUUUGAAUGAGCCUCAUUAAACAAAACAGCCUUGCAAUCACGUUACAAUCUCUCAAGAGGCUCUUCGAUAAAAGAACACAUGACGUGCCCUCUUCUCUCUUCUUACUGUUUGUUUCCUUGUUCAUUUGUGGCUCAGUCCUCAUCUCAGCCGCAAAGCAUCUUUUCCCAAUUCUUCUUCUUCCUCUUCCUCUUCCUCUUCCUCUUCGUUCCUCCAUCCUUUUCUUCUUCGGAUUAAUUCUUGCGCAAUACCACGGGGAAUUUCCCACUCUAUUUCUCCUUGAUUUGGCUCGUGCUUACCCCUCCUUCUGUGUCGUAUCUGUAUAGGUAGCCAAGACUUUUACCAUUAUCCUCAACCAACCUUUGCGUCAAUCUGCCCUACAAGGCGCCGUUACGCUUAAAACCUCCCCCCCCCCCCUCACCCCCCC
This is a messenger RNA of Aspergillus caelatus, 589 nucleotides long. RefSeq lists its product as uncharacterized. NCBI's taxonomy places the organism in Eukaryota, Fungi, Ascomycota, Eurotiomycetes, Eurotiales, Aspergillaceae. Bases 171 to 488 code for a protein of 105 amino acids. The transcript has a single exon. The record is from RefSeq and is a predicted model, not a curated record.